CCUCCCCCAUAAGAUUGUCAUAGCGCCCUCUCUUGGUAUUUCAGUCACGUGAUCAACACAAUCCCACGAAAUUAAUUCAAGAUGGCGGACAAUACUUGACAUGUCAAGGAUCUAGAGAAGGCUGGGCCACAUUCCUUUUGUAAAUUUGCUGUGCGCACACAUUCUUCUGUUGAUGGUGUACUCUAUAAGUAAACCUACAUUUAUUCACUGAAGGACAACGUGGUCAACUGGUGAAUUUGGUUCAUGUGACACACACUAUAAGAUUUUGAGACGUUCGUUAUGAAGACAUGUUUUACCAGUAGUUGGAGGUUAAUACCAUAUAACCAUCAUGUCUGAAAUGCAAGACUUCGCUGCUGUGGAACGUUCCAACAAAGAACGAGCUGACAUUGUGAUCAGAUACGACAAGGGUCGUGAACCAGGUGCCCAAAUAGACCCAUGGGAGGAUGCGUCUUACAUCGUCUAUAAGGUCACCGACAAAAAUGGCUUCUUACAGGAGCAUGAGUUACCUCCGAGCCCAGAUGAAGAAGAAAGGAAGCUUCGGGAGCAAGAAGUAGAGAGGACGAAAAAAUGGGUGAAAAUGAUGAAGGACUGGAAACGAUACUAUCCCAGUGAAAAGCUGUCAAGGCGUGUCUACAAGGGGAUCCCUGACAGACUGAGGGGCGUCGUCUGGGCCCUUCUACUAGACCUGAACAAAGUCAAAGCCGAACAGCCAAAUGUGUACGAGAGGAUGCGGAUACGAGCGCGCAAGCUUUCGCCGGACAUCCGGCAGAUUGAUCUGGACGUGAACAGAACAUUCCGGAACCAUAUAAUGUUCCGUGACCGGUAUGGCACCAAACAGCAGGCGUUAUUCCAUAUACUCGCUGCCUACUCCAUGUAUAAUACGGAGGUGGGGUACUGUCAAGGCAUGAGCCAAAUCGCUGCUCUGCUCUUAAUGUACCUGAACGAGGAAGAUGCAUUCUGGGCCCUUCAUGCCCUACUGACGGACACCAAGCAUGCUAUGCAUGGCUUCUUUAUUCCUGGUUUUCCCAAGCUGAUAAGGUACCAGGACCACCACGAGCGCAUCUUGAAGAAGUUCCUCCCGAAAGUCAAGAAGAACUUUGACAAGUUGGAGAUCCACACCAGCCUGUACUCCAUGAAGUGGUUCUUCCAGUGCUUCUUAGACCGCGUCCCCUUCACGUUAACGUUGCGUCUCUGGGACAUCUACAUGCUGGAAGGAGACAAGAUCCUGGUGGCCAUGUCCUUCAACCUCAUGAAGAUGCACAGACGGAUGAUGCUGAAGAAAGACAUGGAGACGGUCGUCAGAUACCUCCAGGAGCAACUCGUGGACAACUUCGGCUACAAGGAUGAUGAGGUCAUAGAAUCGCUACAGGAAGCUAUGGCAGAAUUAAGACGAGCCAAGAUGAUUGCGCCCCCAAUCGGCAAGACCGCAGAACUGCCCCAGGUUCCGUUUGGCUUGUCCAGGACCCCCAGCAUCAGCCAGGCGACGGGGCUGCGCUCCCCCAUGCAGCAUCUGAGCAACGGCCGCGGCAAACAGGUGGCCUCCUCAUCCAGCACGUCCCAAACACCAACCGCCUCACCCAGCACCACCCUGUCCGUGUCCAAUUCCACCUCCCGCCAGACCUCGCCGGAGAAGCGCAACAAGUCGGAGGACAACUACUACAGCAGCGUCACCUCCUUCGAGAGCCAGUUCUCCAACCAGGUGGCCGGGGCCCUGAUGGCCGACCCCAUGCAGGGGCUCCGCCAGCCCCGCUCGCCCCCCAGGACCGACGACGAAGAGGACCACACACCCACGCAGAAGGACUUCUUGGAGUACGAGGCCCGGCUGAGGGUCCUGGACGGCGGCGGCCGAUCAGACAAGCGAACCCUGCAGGCAAGCCUGAGCUCACCGCCGGCUGACCGGCCUCAGAGUCUCCCCCCGUCAAGCCCGACCAUGUCGGACCCCAUGGAGCGUCGGUCAUCCCUCUACGACAACAUUGAUGUGUAUUAUAACGAUACCUACGAGGUUGAUAUGGAGGAAUCGUUAGAACGAUUGAACACCCCAACCGACCAAGAGCCGUUUACAUUAGGGGAGCACGAGACAUUAAUGUACACACCUGUGGCAGGAAAUUCCCCAGCCCGGGUUGCUCGGAGUAACGGAGCGAGCAGGGGAGACCCUGCUCACGUCGCUAGUACGUCGUCAACUCAAGGAGAGAGUCGCUCUCCAACCCGUAUGAUUGCCAGCAACUCACCCGUUCGCACGACUGCUGGUAGAACCGGCUCUCCAUACAGAGAGACUCAUUCCCCCCAACCAUCCCCAGUGAAAUACUCCCCUUAUGGUGGCCCCUCCUACGCCCCCCACUCCACACAUCAGCCCCCGCCCCCUCCACCCCGGACCCUACCUGUGAGUGAGCUACAUCAUUUUGACGGCGAAGGCUCACCCUAUCGAGUCCGGCGUACCACUCCCGACAGAGAAACCUACGGUGGCAGCAUGUUCACCACACAAGGGAAAGUCGAUGGUCCAGCGGUCCGACCAAAAAACCUACACAGCCCUGUCAACGGAGUGCCAUAUUUCAAGACUCAAACAACUUACAUAUAACAAAGUAAGUAAAGGUUUAAUGUAGCCUACUUUUGUAUUUAUCUACCUGUAACAAGUUAUUACCCCUUUAACAAAAACAUUACAUGACCUGUUCUCAUAAAAGGUGAUUAGAAGUAGACCUAUUGAUUCAUGUGUAAUGGGGCCUUCAGCGUAGAGACUAAAGAUCUUUAAAGACAACUUUCGCAAAUUCAGGAUAUAUGUUGACACGCUAAUGACAUUUUUUUUCCCGUAUAAAUUGGAAUAAAAUCAACACUUUAAUGUCGUGAGGUUCCUUAAAAUUAUUAGUAUGCAUAUUACAUCAGUUCACAUUCAACAAAUGAUAUUUGCCAAAUAUCAUGGGCUUUCCAACCAUAUGUACAUGUCAUUUUCUGAAUUUUGUGAUGUACAUGUAAAGUCGUCAUUGACUAGAGCAGCACUUGAUUUCAUGAAACGCUUCAAUGCUUCGUAACGCAAGUUGCGACACGUAACAUGUUGCAACUUGUGAUGCAUCCUGCGAUCAAUUUUUCAAAAUUUUACGAAGUGUUGAACGUUUCGUCAUGUUUUCUUCAAUUGCAGUUUUUGGUGUGGCUUUGUCGAAAUCUCUGGUUUGAAAUAACGAAUGCGGUUUCAUGUUUUCAUGUAGUUACGAAAUGUCGACAACCUUCAAUGUCAUUCCAGAUUGGAAUGAUUUCUAAAACAGUUAUUCAAAGGUUGCUUCAUGCUGCGGCGAUCACACGUGUAUACGGGCAGUUCCACGGUUACUCACGUAACAUUUUUGAUGUACUUUUGAGUUUCCUUGGGCUGUAAUUACCUUACUGAAAAGGUUUAAUAACUGUUAUCCCCAUGGUAGAUAGACUAG
Molecule: messenger RNA, 3413 nt
Organism: Patiria miniata (bat star)
Lineage: Eukaryota; Metazoa; Echinodermata; Asteroidea; Valvatida; Asterinidae
Gene: usp6nl
Product: USP6 N-terminal-like protein
Exons: 14
Coding region: 329-2575 (748 amino acids)
Source: RefSeq, a predicted model, not a curated record